GUAAAAUUAUAUACAGGCAAAACUGCGGACACCUAAGGUGACGCAAUCUCCGCGCGAGGUAGGGAGGGGCUCCGCGAGGACCCCAGCCGGAAGCUAUCACCUGGGAAGCGGAAGCCGUCGGGAGAGAAGCGGCGGCUGACGGUGACGGGUUUUCAGACAAGACUGAGGACCUGAAGGGGAAGGUGACCUCCCAAAAGUCACAGAGUAAUUGGUAGAGUUGGACAAGAACCUAAGCCUGUAACUGAAGAGACCAGAGGUCUUUCUGUUACACUUCUUGGGACGCAGACGAUCUUUGCAAAUUAUCUUGUAGAAAAAAUGCCCAAAGUGAAAAGGAGCCGGAAAGCUCCCCCAGAUGGUUGGGAGUUGAUCGAACCAACACUGGAUGAAUUGGAUCAAAAGAUGAGAGAAGCUGAAACAGAACCUCAUGAGGGAAAGAGGAAAGUGGAAUCUCUGUGGCCUAUCUUCAGGAUCCACCACCAAAAAACCCGGUAUAUUUUUGACCUCUUUUACAAGAGGAAAGCCAUAAGCAGAGAACUAUAUGAAUACUGUAUUAAAGAAGGCUAUGCAGAUAAAAAUCUGAUAGCAAAGUGGAAAAAGCAGGGCUAUGAGAACUUAUGCUGCCUGCGCUGCAUUCAGACACGGGACACCAAUUUUGGAACAAACUGCAUUUGCCGGGUCCCCAAAAGCAAGCUGGAAGUGGUAACAUCUCUACCCCUGGCCGGAUCAUCGAGUGCACACACUGCGGCUGCCGGGGCUGCUCCGGCUGAGGCCCUGAGGACCUGACCCGUCUUCACCCUGAACUUGGGACUUACGGGUUUCUGCCUGUCGCGCCACCCCCUUUCCUGGGAGCAGCUCUUCUCGCGGAGCAGUGCUCCCGGCCUGAGUUGGAGCAUGGUCUCUAUAUGUAAAGGCUUUGGUGUUUCUCAGCUGUGAUUUGUAGGAAUAAAAUUUUUAAACCUUCUG
Molecule: messenger RNA, 963 nt
Organism: Mirounga angustirostris (Northern elephant seal)
Lineage: Eukaryota; Metazoa; Chordata; Mammalia; Carnivora; Phocidae
Gene: BUD31
Product: BUD31 homolog
Exons: 6
Coding region: 316-783 (155 amino acids)
Biological process (GO): mRNA splicing, via spliceosome
Cellular component (GO): spliceosomal complex; nucleus
Source: RefSeq, a predicted model, not a curated record